AUGAUGGAGCAUCGACCACACGAGUUUGAUCCCGCAACUCUUCCGAACAAAGAACAACAGACUCCAAAAUCACCACGAAUGGAAAAACGGAGUUUGCGAGCUCGUUCCAAAAUACCAACAGUUGACCAAUCAGUUCUCGACAAACCAAAAUGCAUCAAAAUUUUGUCCUUGAACUGUUAUCUGGUAUCUGAUCUCGCUCUGUCGGCUCAUGAACGCCAGUUUUGUUGUGACAAACAGGAGCGUGCUCAGAAGAUCGGAAAAUUUGCAGCACAACACGACGUGAUUGCAUUACAAGAAGUUUGGGGUGAUUCAUUGUGGCCACUUGAACGAGAACUCAUCGAGAGCCACGAACGAGCAUUCAAUACCUAUACAUAUUCAUCUUCAUUGUUAAACGUGGCUUCUCUUUGGUGGAAAGGCACUGGCGGUCUAUGGUUGGGAGCUCAGCGCUCAGUGUUGCCGAUCUUGACAGCACGAAGAGUUCAAUUCAAACAUAGCCAGACGCGAUCCGGAAAAGGCUCUAGCUACAUGCUACUAGAUGCAAAGGCGAUGUGGGGUGAAGAAAGUUACUUACUCAUGAUUGAUACACAUUUGGAUCCCACUAAUGAAGGCCAUUCACAGGAAAUCCAAUUACGGGAACUUGUACAAUUCAUUGGAGAAGCCCUCCGUGAAAUUCGAAGUGUGAUUGGUUCGUUCAAUAAAGUAGCAAUCUUGCUCUGCGGAGACUUUAACAUUGAUGGCAAAUUCAAAGGACAACAUGAAUUGAUCACCACUGGUCUUGGAAAUGGAGUUCGUGACCUUGGCCUUGAAUGGGCCACCUCACAGAAUCAAUCACUCGAGACGACAUACGGUGGUAAUUGA
Molecule: messenger RNA, 858 nt
Organism: Rotaria socialis
Lineage: Eukaryota; Metazoa; Rotifera; Eurotatoria; Philodinida; Philodinidae
Source: the annotation of a GenBank genome assembly